GGACAGUUUGCUGAAGAAGAAGGACACCACCAUCGAGGAACUGUCCAGCACCACCGAAUCCCAAGACCAGGAGCUCCGCAAGCAAGAAGCAGAGAUCGCAGAUCUCCGAGCCCAGCAGCGGCAACUCACUUGCUAGCACAAUGUCCACAAGAUGACCGCGCAAGCCGCGGAGAGAGAAACUGCAGAGCUGAAGAAGGAGAUCCAAGUCCUCGCUGACGAGAAGCGCAAGCUUCUCCGUGAAGACUUCCCCAGCCUGGCACAGAAGCUCUCCGAGCACGACAAGACCAUCGGGUACUUGCAGGCCGAGCUCCACCAGAACCACAGCCGCGACGAGGCAAUCAUCGCCACUCUCCGGAGCGAGAAGGAAGCGCUCCAGGAGCAGCUUCGCGGUCUCCACGACUGGAUUUCGACAAGGUGUGACGAUCGCCUCAUCAACGAUUACAUGAACCGCAUAAACGACCUGAUUGAGAAGUACGAGGUUCUCAAGAAGGAGAACCACUACUUGAAGAGAGACAUCACGGAUAUGAUUGUCGUCACCUUGCAGGCGCAGCAUUCGGGUGCAAGCAGCAACAAACAGUAUCUCGAUGCCGAAGCCGAGAGCGCUCGAGCCCGCAAGGAGCUUUUGGUGGUGACAGCAGAGCUUGAGCGAGCGAAGGCUCACAUGCGUGGCGUACAGAGCGCGUUCAAGGUCGAUAUCAAGGAGGAGGUGAAUCCCGAUUCAGAUUCCAUGGAAGAUACCGUCAAGAGUCUCAUGAGUUCCAUGGUGGAGAACAAGAUUACCGCUGAGAUCACGGUUGCUGUCCUCACUAGACUGUCCUCUAAGUACUAUCGCUGCGAGGAACUGCUGACGGAAAUCGGCAAGUUGAAGACAGAGGCAGAGGAGAAUCUUGACAAGUUUCACAAGGCGGAAUCGGAGCUCGACAAGUAUAUCUUCGAGGAAGUGGAUCGUCGGAAGGAAGUCGAAAACCUUCGCACAGAGAGAUCCAGCCUUGAGAGUACGAUCCAGAUCCUCAAGGACCAGCUGUCACGCUGUCGGGAUGUCCUGUCGGAGGUAAGGAGUUCUGAUAUCUCAGUCCCUUCGUGUGUGAACCUUCUGAGGGAUAUGGAGGGGAAGUUGACUCUAAGGGAGGAGGAAUUAAUGAGCCUCUACGCGAGGGUAGCGCCGCUCGAGGAGGAGCUGGAGAACGUCCACGCGGACUACCGGAGCCAAAUUCGUGAUCUGGAGAUGAAGCAAUCCACAGCGAAGAAGUACGCCUACCUCAGUCUGGAAAACCUCUAUUACGAGGCAUUCAACAAGAACCACCGGCUUCACAAAGAACUGGCAAAAUAUAAGAAGAUGGUGGGUGAGACGCACCGCGUUCCUAAGAGGGUCCCUCUGAACAGGAUGUACCAUGAGCGACGAAUGAUCGCAGUUGCGCUGCAGCACGUGGGAGAUUUGGUUCCUGAAGAAUGGCGAGACACCAAGGUGAUAAAGGGAUGUCAUCCUGUGACCAGGCUCGCAGCCAUGAACAUCGUGCCCGAACUCGUGGACUGGCACGCGUGGCUGGGCGAGCACUGGAAGAAACCGACCGUGCCCGUGUUGACAGAGUAUGGAAGCUGGACGGACGAGGAAGAUGAGGACAAUGAUGACGAGGGCGAUGACCACAGGGACUCCAAGCAAAGCACCCAGAACGCGGUCGGGCCCACCUCAGAAGAGCCGCCCAUUGAUGAGGAUGGCAACGAAGACGUUGACGAACACGGUGACGCCAGGCCCACCUGGUUCCACAAGAAAAAGGCCGAGGUCGAGGCCAAAGAGAAGGAGCUGAAAGCCGCACUGCUGAGGCAUGCGUAAGGGACCAAAGGAGAUGACGCAGGCGCAUGGACGCGAAGGAUGGACAUCCUGAUUGAAGAAGAUAUCUCUAGUGUAAAGGUGGCAUUUGGCUGGUUACAACGGUGAAGGCGUGUGUGUGCUUUGUCAAUGAUUAGUGCAGUAUUCCUUGCAGUGUAUAAUUGCAUUUCCCUCUUUCCUUUGUGCAUGACCGUUCUUCGGAGCUGUGUGUUGUAGCAGUGUCGCGAUUCAAGUGAGUUUCUCCAUCUCGAUCCAACGUGUCCCAGAGGCGCCGUAUCAAAUCUGCAGACAAAAUCAGGUAAGAAAAAGCGGGUAAAAGUUCUAUCGUGUCAAAUGCACGCCGUUAUGCUCAAGGAAAG
Messenger RNA from Westerdykella ornata, 2187 nucleotides. RefSeq lists its product as uncharacterized. The transcript has 2 exons. Bases 152 to 1831 code for a protein of 559 amino acids. The record is from RefSeq and is a predicted model, not a curated record. Lineage: Eukaryota; Fungi; Ascomycota; Dothideomycetes; Pleosporales; Sporormiaceae.